Purpureocillium lilacinum is the source of this 690-nucleotide messenger RNA. RefSeq lists its product as uncharacterized. Gene Ontology annotation, biological process: mitochondrial respiratory chain complex I assembly; mitochondrial electron transport, NADH to ubiquinone. Gene Ontology annotation, molecular function: 4 iron, 4 sulfur cluster binding; NADH dehydrogenase activity. The record is from RefSeq and is a predicted model, not a curated record. NCBI's taxonomy places the organism in Eukaryota, Fungi, Ascomycota, Sordariomycetes, Hypocreales, Ophiocordycipitaceae. Gene Ontology annotation, cellular component: membrane.
AUGGCGCCGGCACUGACUGCCUCGGUGGCGAUGGGCGUCGCCCGGCGACAGCUGCUGGCCCCGACCGCCUCGUCCGCCCCCCGCGUCGCCGCCACCGCCGCCGUCCGGAUACUCGCACAGCAGCGCGGCUACGCGACGCCGAAGGGCCCCCCUCCUGCCAACUUCCGCACGAGCAGGCGCACCGAGUGGCCCUGGGACAAGGAGAGCACGCUCGACCGCAUGGGCAAAUUCUUCCUCUUGACCGAGAUGGCGAGGGGAAUGUAUGUCCUGCUCGAGCAAUUCUUUCGACCUCCGUACACCAUCUUCUACCCCUUCGAGAAGGGCCCCAUCUCCCCCCGAUUCCGUGGCGAGCACGCCCUCCGACGAUACCCCUCUGGCGAAGAGCGCUGCAUUGCCUGCAAGCUCUGCGAAGCUAUCUGCCCUGCCCAGGCCAUCACCAUCGAGGCCGAGGAGCGCGCCGACGGCUCCCGCCGCACCACCCGCUACGACAUUGACAUGACCAAGUGCAUCUACUGCGGCUUCUGCCAGGAGUCGUGCCCCGUCGACGCCAUUGUCGAGAGCCCCAACGCCGAGUACGCGACCGAGACGAGAGAGGAGCUUUUGUACAACAAGGAGAAAUUGCUCUCCAACGGCGACAAGUGGGAGCCCGAGCUGGCCGCCGCCAUCCGCGCCGACUCGCCCUACCGAUAA